CCUGCCCUCCCCACCCAGUUUUAGUGUCCUCAAUUAGCCUGCUGGGUGACGUCAGGAAGGUGACAUGGGUGCCUGUGUUCACAAUGAGCCGCAGCUCCUGUCGUUUUCUGCUGCAGCAUUACAUGCAAGCAGGGAGGAAGGAGAGAAUGUAUGCGUGAAAUGUGCUAAAUUAAUCUGGCAUUUUCUGCAUGAUUUGAGCAGCAGCUGCAGCCUUCUCCUCCACACUGUACCUCCUGUGCUGCUGCUCUCCUCCUCCUCCUCCUCCUCCUCCCCUGUUCUCCUCUCUGUGCGUUUCUGCAGGGCUGCGCAGCUCCUGACUGACAGAGAGAUGAGGGGUGGGGACGCAGGGUGGGGUCACAAGCAAGGGAGAGGCGGAGGAGGAACAGGCAGAGAGAGAGAGCCCAGCCCUUCAAUACACGGCAACAACACACCGAUACAGAGACACAGAGAGGGACACACAGAGACAGACACAGAGACACUGGACUGGUGGUGGUGUUCACGCAAAAAGAGCAAAAAGGUGGAGUCUUCUCCUCUUUCGACGCGUGGGAUCAUCUUAACACUGACUGUCAAGGUGGAAAACUAGGCUCCCCCACCCUUCUCCUCCUUCAACCAGCCCUAUCCUCCUCCAACACUUCUGGUCCAGAUACACAGCUGCUGCCCCAAAACAAGAGACCCUCAGCUCCUGCUACUGCUGCUCCACCCUUCCACCUUCUCCUCCUCCUUCACCUCCUCCUCCUGCUGCUCCUGCAACCGAGAUGCACACGGAGACCAGAAACAAGAAAUGCCAGCUGAAUUCUAAGCAGAAGAAGAAUGCCGGCGGUACCCAGAAGAAGCAGCGGAGCCCGGCCAAGAAGAGUGUCCUGACCCGAAAACAGCAGAAGCAGCAACAAGAACAACAGCGGGAACAACAACCUCCACCACCUUCACCAUCACCUCCCACACCUGCUUCCAAGGAGAAGGAGGAGGAGCCGGUGACCAGGCCCAAGUCGCCGCCAACAUCACCGCUAACCGUACCUGGUGGAGAGGAGCAGGAGAACACAGGUGAAGAGGGGGAACAGCCGAAACUGAAAGUGGAUAUAAAGUCAGGCAAGAAGAGGAAGAAGAAAGAGAAGGAGGCUAAAGGAAAGGAAGAGGAGAAGAAGGAGGAGCAUCGGGAGGAGGAGGAGGAGGAGAACGAGAUGCCCUCUGUACAGAUCAAGCCUGAGCCGGAGGAGAUGGAGUGCACGCAGCCUGAUGACUGCCCACAGCCGACCAACCUGAAAAUAAAGACAGAGACUCCAGCCUGUAAGACAGAACCUUCCUCGCCUUCUCAGUGUCCCACGGAGGACCAGAACCAACCCAUGGACCUGUCCCUCAACAAACCUCGUAUGUCUUCACACACAGUCUCCGUGACCAACACCACAGUCAACCCUCCGCCCAGCAGCACAGCCACCCAGCCCAGUCUGACGGCCACGCCUGUCCCCUCUGCGGUACAAUCCAUAGGCUCCAUGGUCCUCUCACCGGGUUCUAUCCUGGCUACACAGGGCGCUGGGGGCCAGCAGAUCCUGCACGUCAUCCACACCAUCCCCUCCGUCAGCAUGCCCAGUAAGGUGGGCCAGCUGCAGACCAUCCCUGUGGUGGUGCAGUCACUGCCGGUCGUCUACACUACGAUGCCCACAGAUGGCGUAGCCACAGCGGCCAUCACCGUGCCACUCAUAGGCAGCGACGGGCGUUCGGAAGGAAGUGUUCGUCUUAAACCAGGUUCCACGUCUCCUGUGGAGUAUCAGAGCGAUAGCGACGCUGAGAGCGGUACAGAGUCAGGGUCUGCCUCCCUCAGCACCCAGGGCCUGGACGUGGGGUCAGUUAUCGACCUGGAGCCUGUGGAUCCCGACUCUCCAGACGUCAAAAGACGGAGAAUCCACAUGUGUGACUAUGAAGGCUGCAAAAAAGUUUACACAAAGAGUUCACACCUCAAAGCCCACAGGAGGAUACACACAGGAGAGAAACCCUACCACUGUACCUGGGAGGGCUGCACCUGGCGCUUCGCUCGCUCGGAUGAGCUGACACGACACUUUCGCAAGCACACAGGAAUCAAACCCUUUCGUUGCACUGAGUGUGACCGCUCCUUCUCCCGGUCUGACCACCUCUCCCUGCACCGCCGCCGCCAUGUUAUGAUGUGAACCUCCACCCCCCAAAUAAAAAACAACAAAAUGAACAAAGAACACGUGUGAACCUGCUGAGGUUCUUUACUCCCUCACAGCACAUCUUGUACCAGAGGGAACCAGCUCAGCUACUUCCUGCUUUUCUCCUCCACAGCCAAGGAAGAAGUGGCUCGUCCUUCAUCCUUCACCACUUCCUUGUCCAACCACAGGAUUAUCAGGAACAUACAUUGUUUUUCUCUCUCUCUCCUUUUUUUGGGCAGUUCUUGUGUGUGCUUCAUUAUAAAGACCGAGCGUUUGCUACAGACAUGUCCCGCCGCCGCUGCCUGUGACUCCGUCCCCUCUUCUACCAAGACUGGACGUAAAGACUUCCAUCAGCAGGGACGUUCAUCCGUCACGCCCAUCAUUUCAUCCUGACGUGUGUGUGUGUGUGUGUGUGUUUGGCCACUCUUUCAUUCUGUUCCACCGUUGGGAAGAACUAAUAAUCCAUAUAUUAUGGAUUUUAUUAAAUAUUUAGUUGGUUUCCAACAACAAAUCCAAACAGACACAAUUUUUCCAAAAGAUUUUGAAGAAUUUCAGAAAAUACAGAGCUUUUUUUAAAAUGUUUGAUCUGCCUUAUUUUAAGCAAAGUUUUCAUUUUAAUAAAAAAAAUGCAUGUAUUUGCAUCUUAACAGUGGUUUUUAGUCAAAUUGGAGAGAAAAAUUCAAGCCAUGGUUAAGGGGUCAUUUUGUCCAGUUGUUAUAAAGGAGACAUGUACAGAAAAAAACAAAUCUAAAUCAUUGGGAAAAAGGGCUAAGUCAUUCAAACUGUUUUGAUUUUGUCACUAAAAUCAUCUGUUUGGAAAAAUAACUCAAACUCUGUGCUGGAUUUGUUAUAAAAAAAAGUCCAAAUAUUUGACAUAUCACUUUUCUUUGUUCAAUAAUCUUCACACGUUCGUGUCCAAUCCUGAGGCUCCGGAGGUCAAGAUCCUAAAGUAGCCUGAUUUGUCCCGCCCCCUACCUGUCCUGUGCUGCGCCCCCUUUCCACUGGUACAGGAAACUACAUGACUGUGAACUUUAUAGGAAUAAUUUGUUUUCAUUGUUAUCAAGCAGUCGUUUUUUUGUGUUUUUUGUUUUUUCUCUCUUGCAUUUUUCUUCUUCUCUGUUAACAGUAUUUGCUCUUUUGUGUUUUGUGUCGAUGCUUGUCUUCUUUUUAUUUUGGCCAGAUUUGGCUUCUUAACAAAAUGGCACCUGCUCUUAUGAAAAAGAAGGAGCAAAAGUAUUUCCCCAUCCUUUUGUUGUGAAAAAGACGAAGGAGGCGCAAAUCAUUUAAGAUAAAAAAAAAUAAUAAUAAGGAGAAGAAACUCGUGCAGGGAAUCGGGGAGCUUUUCUGAGAAUGUGUGUACGUGUGUGUGUGUGUGUGCAUGUGUGUUUGUGUGUUAUGAGACAACACACAUAAUCAGAAUUUAAAGAUGUUCACAAGUGUGUGUGUUCCGGGCUCUUGUUCUUUUACCUCCAGCCCGUCGAGCCUUAAUCAAAGUAAAUCAAGUCAAAAACCAGAACCUCUGACCGACCAUGUUUGGCCGACGAUGCAGCGCUGUUCGUUGGUGACAACCCUGACGUUUUCCCAGGGUGGAUGAUUUGGCCCCAGUCUUUAUAGUGCGAUAAAGGAAUGUCCCGCCACGUUGUCGGAACAGUCGUUAAUCAGUCACAUUGGAAGAUGAAUGCAGACAAGUCUGAACAAGUCUGAACAAGUCUGAACAAGUCUGUGUCCUUACCCCAGGAAACCCAAAUCAAACCAAAGCAAGACUUUUUUUAAAUUCUAGGUUUUGACCAUAAAAAUAAAAAAACCCAAAAACUAAUCCUAAAUUUUACACAGGUUUUGAUCUUUGUGGUUUCAAAGACACACCCUGAAAUGACCGUCUUUUCAGCAACGACUUUAAACCCUGGAAAGUCCUUGAGGUCCAGACCGUCACUGUUCAAAUCGCAAAACCUGAAACGCACGACUUCUGAUAAUCAUUAGGAAAAAUUUAUUUUGUAAAAAUAUUGUCGAAGUUUAGAGCAGCUCCACUCAAUAAUACCAGAAGAGUUCGACCAAUCACAGUCUGCUCUUUAUCUCUAUAACAGAAUCCAAACUCCUGAGCCAACACGGCGUCGUUGCAGUGCAUCAUGGUCAAUCAGUGGUCCUGGGACCAACCCUUGCACGGUGUCGGGCUGUCAGGGUCUGAUGUGCUCGGGUUUUUCAUAGUCAAACCUCACAGGAGGGAAAACUUCAUGCUCAUCAUUAGCUUUUCCACCAGACAGGUGUUCAGGAGGGUGGGGUCUGCUGCUGGCCGGCACUGGCUUUUUUUUUGGGGGGGCACACAUGGAUCAAGUUCUGAUUAAUAGGUCACCAGGUGGCGCUAUUUCUCUGCUGCUGACCUCCAGCAAAAUCUCAAUUAUGCAACUUAAACGCUCACUUCAGAGGCAUUUCUGGCUCUGUCCUGAUUUUAUUGGUAAUGAGUGGCGCCCCUUUGUGGUCACGGAGUGUAACUGCAUCCUGAAAGCCUUUCCUGAAAAGCUACUUAAUGAGAACCAAGUGUCACACAGCCGACUUUUUUGAGAAACAUCGAUCGAUAAAAAGAUUUAACAAUGAUGACGUCACUGAUGACGAUGGCUUUCUGAGAGGGUGAAAAACAAACGACUUUAACCAGUGACGUCAUUUACUUUUACUACGAAUUGGAGACAAUAUUUUGAAUUGUAAAGAUUUUUAUCCCCGUUUUUUACAAAAAAUGAAUCAGAACUGAAUUCUGUCAUUAUUUUUUCUAAUGCAGGGCAGAGCAAACCCCAGUUCUCCUAACACCCUCCCUCUGCUUCAACUUAAAGGGAUAAUGCAGGGUUUUUUGGGUUGUGUUGUUGUCUGAGUACCGAUCAGCACCAGUCGUUCGAACCAAACACUCAGAAUAAAAACAAAGAAAAAAACGUUUAGUUUGUAGAUACAAGUCGGUUUGAGCUACUUGUACUGCAGUACAAUUGUCCAUCGUACGAACCAACAGUUUUAGCCGUUGGACACAAAAGUCGUUUGUGGUCUGGAGGUAAUUUCAAAUGCAUUACAUUUCAACUGUGGACCAUCACAUUCUGUGGAAUGGAAAAUCAGAAUUUGACAUUUUUUUAGUGGUGAAAAAAAAAGCAGUCAUUCUUUUUACUUUAGACCUCAGCUUGUAUUUUUCAUACAAAUCUCCACAGAGAAAAGUAAAAAAAAAAUCUCAUCUAACUCCACGUAGAUGAGUGUGUUGUUGUGUGAACAGUAAAAAAACCAGACGAACAUCAAAUAGACCAGACUGAGGUACGCGUCCACGGCUAACUCUGGUGUCCACUGUCACCUGACGGUUUGGUUCUAAGCACAGGGGGCGCCGUUAGCAUCGUUGGUGUUGAUUAUGUGUCCUCAUUAACGUCACACUACAAUCCCUGAAUUUUCCCUUUAAAAAGAAAAAGAUUAAGAAGAGAAGAACACAGCAACAACACAGCGACGAAGCACAUCUUUCUAGAAGAGUUUAUGCAUUUGAUUGCAAUUUUACUUUCUUUUAUAGAGCUGUUGAUAAAAGACGUUAAAAGAACAAAUAAUUAAGAGAAAUCAAAUGUACAUAAGUGUAAAUACUCAGAAAAAAAAGCGCAGAGUAAAUGUAACGGGUGAAUUUCUAUUUUUAACACUGACUAAAAAAAUGUGAAAAAAUCCCCCUUUUUUCCUUCGACUUCUUUCUCUGUUGGUUUUUGAUGAAGUGUUUCAUCACCUGUUCAUUAUUAUUAUUGUUAUUAUUGUUAAUGUUAUUAUUAUUAUUAUUUUCAAAUCUAACAAUGUUUGUUUUGCGUAGUUUCUUGAAAGAAAAAAAAUGGUCCCAGUUGUGUUGUUGUGCACACUUGUGAUGCAUGGAGACUUCCUGUUUUCUUGUAAUGACAUUGGUGAGCCUCGGUAUGUUAAUGUGUGUGUUAGAGAAAGUGGGGAAUGCCCUUUAAUAUUAAUAAAUCCAAAGGGGGAGGCGUGGGGGAGAAACAUUUUUUAAAAAAUGACAUAUUUUCAACAGGGCAGAGAUAAACAACCACAUUAUUUAUUUUAGUUUGUACUGUAGAGAAAUUAAACACAAAAUCACAAAAAUCAAUAAGUUUUCCAUGUUUACUAAGCUGGAGUUUCCUACAUAUUAUUUUUAAAUAUUCUGUGAGUCACACAAAGUUGUGGGAAAAUGUAAUUUCUUUGGAUUUAAGGAAAAGAAAAAAACAGUAAAUUUGAGAGAGAAAAGGCCUCGGAAAACCAGUAAAAUAAACUAUACUUUGGUGAUUUUUGUUUCUUAGAUGACGUCUGAGAUCUUUUGGAAUUAUAAGAGUGCCUUUUUGUCAGAAAUAUAAAAACUACAAAUGUUAUGAAAACAUAAUCCCUGCUCAGAAAAAUAAUAACAUUAAAAAUAACUAUUCAACCCACGUUCCUUUCUGAGCUGAUGUAACUCUAAACACAGACAUUUUAAACAUAGAUAAUGCAGUUGAUGACAUCACAGACUGUCAGUGAUGUCACUGACCCCUCGGUGCGACCUCUGACACCCGCGCACAUCAGACAACAGAAAACCUUAACUCUUUUUUUCUUCUUCUUUUGUCUGUUUUGAGUUUCUCUUGAAUGCAGUCAGUUCUGGGCCAGUACUAAAUAUUUACUCAGUGCAAUGCAGUUAUGAUUAUAAUAAUAACAACAAUACAACUAUGAAUGACUCCUACUUUUGUGUUGUUUUUUUUUUGUUUGUUUGUUUUUUUUUUGUAUUUGUACAGAACAAAUGUGUAAAUUUGGGCGAGGAAAACGUGAUCUUUUUGAUACUGUGACUCAUGGUGUUUAAAAGUCGCUUUCUCUCUGUACAGUUUUCCUUAUUUUCUCCUCCUUUCUCCUUCUUUUAUAGAAUUAAAAUGUUUUGGUGCAAUUUAA
Molecule: messenger RNA, 7055 nt
Organism: Cynoglossus semilaevis (tongue sole)
Lineage: Eukaryota; Metazoa; Chordata; Actinopteri; Pleuronectiformes; Cynoglossidae
Gene: klf8
Product: Kruppel like factor 8
Exons: 8
Coding region: 756-2159 (467 amino acids)
Biological process (GO): regulation of transcription by RNA polymerase II
Molecular function (GO): DNA-binding transcription factor activity, RNA polymerase II-specific; RNA polymerase II cis-regulatory region sequence-specific DNA binding
Source: RefSeq, a predicted model, not a curated record